Drosophila eugracilis is the source of this 4079-nucleotide messenger RNA. Its product is annotated as zinc finger matrin-type protein CG9776. Gene Ontology annotation, cellular component: nucleoplasm. NCBI's taxonomy places the organism in Eukaryota, Metazoa, Arthropoda, Insecta, Diptera, Drosophilidae. The record is from RefSeq and is a predicted model, not a curated record. Gene Ontology annotation, biological process: positive regulation of DNA-templated transcription; negative regulation of DNA-templated transcription.
GGUAUUUCGCUAUAUUUUGCUAUCCACACUAUACGUAAUUUUAGAAUUUACGAGGAAAACUAUUGUGCUAUUACCUUUUUAACUUAUCGCCAAAUCGUGCGUUGAAGCCGUGAAAGCAAUUCACGGAUUUCAAAUGGACGAAGAAUCUGCUCCAAAGCAACCGAGUGAUAGGCACCUGGACAACGCAGUGGAUCUCGAUAUGCCCCCAAGUCCACCCGGCGUUGAUGAGAAAAACGGUAACGAGAAAAAUGAGGCCAGGACCAGUGCAUCAGCAAAGCGUUGCAAGUCAGGUUCCGGCCGCCGGUCUUCUUCCCGUGGGCGUUCGGACUCUCGAAACGCUGCUUCUCCCUCGACAAUGCGACGGCGGCGUUCCGUGUCCCGAUCGCUGAGUCCCCCGCGACGUGGUCGUUUCGACUCGCCCGAUUACGGCCGAUAUCCCCGACGUCGGUUUGACCGAGAACGCCGCCGUUCCCCGGACCGGUGGCGGUCUCCUCUUCGCCGAAGUCGCCGCUAUGGACGUUCUCGGUCCCGUACCAUCUCACCCCGUCGUGGAGGUCGUUGGUCUCCCAAAAAAAAGCCGACGUCGCCGCCUCUUCCCCCGGCGCAGGGACCGCCACCGCAAAUGGCUCAGGGUUACGCGGUCAUAGCGCCACAAAUCUAUGCUACGUACGGUGCCCCGCCAGAUCUUUAUGGCCAUCGUUAUGGAAUGCCGCCUAACGCCUUCCCUCCCCAGGGACCAGCUUACGGAAUGCCAGGACCUCCACCUGAUCAGACAUCCUUUGGUGGUGGUUAUGGUCCUCCACCAACAGGCACUUGGGGCGUAAAUGAAUAUGGCCAACAGGUAUGGAUGACUCAGACCAUGGACGAAGUUCAGUCGACUGUUACGGACGGCAUGACGCUGGCCCAUCAGGUCCCCGAUGAUCCGCCGGACAAGCAGCCAGGGGAAGAGCAGAAGAGGCCAGCGCACGAUAGCGCAGGUUUGCCGCCGCAGGACGCCGUGGCACAAGAGGCGGAAAAACAAAAGGACGAGCUGAAAAAACAGCGGGCCAACUACGUCAAGAAGGUAACUCUACUCCAGAAAGAAAUGAAAGUUCUUAGGGACCAGCGUGACGACUUGGCGGCAGGCGAAGCUCCACCCUCUCCAACUACCAAAAACUUUAUCGAGGAAAACGAACGUCUGCAGGUGCAAAUCAAGAAGAAACUAGACACAAUUGAAAACGUUAUAGACAUGCUGAACGGCAUAAUUGGUUAUGAAGAACUUGAUGAUGAGCCUCGAAAUCCGAAGAUACAUGGAAAAGCUCAUCCUGAUCAGCAGGGUAGCCGAUCCCACUCCUCCAGCAAUAGCUCCGAUGACAGCUCAGAUUCGAGUUCAUCGUCGGGCAGUUCUUCCGAUUCGUCAACCAAUGGCGAGAUCGAGAAGGAUGCGGGAGGUGCUGGUAGUAGUCCCACUACUCGGCUCAAGCAUCGCGUAAUGAAGUCGAUGAAGUCAAAACAGCGACAUGAUGAAACGAAGCCAAUAUCACCUCCUGCACAAAACUACAAUUUUGUGUUCUUCGAUCCUGAACAGCAUUGGUGCGAGAGCUGUGGUGUUUUUCCAAAUUCCGCGAGAGACUAUUUAAAGCACUUGCAUGCCGAAGAACAUAUGAAUCGCGAGACUAUAGAAACUCCAUGGCACAUAGGAAUUGAACACGACCCUUUUCCAACAUUUGAAAAUGCGCCUGCCAAGCGCGUCCCUGUUCGCGGAAUGCAAUUCCUGGUGCCAGCAAACGCCUGGUUCUGCAAGCUCUGCAGUGUUUGGAUUGGAGACUUGCACUGCGCAUCCGCUCAUCUUAAGUCCAGGUUACACUCUAACAAAUAUGAGAUAUUUUUAAAUGAUAAUCCUAACUAUGAAAUCGAUUGGCAAGCAAGCCGUGAGCGGGCGAUAAUACAACAGAAAGGGAGCGAUGACUUAAAGAAUAAAAAGACCAAACAGGAGGAGGACAAAACGUCAAAAAAACGCAAAAAAAGAAGUGGUGAGAAAAAAAAAAAGCGAAAGCAUGGAAAGAAAAGCAAGCAAAGUACAAUCGACGCGAACAGCACGUCGUCAUCCACAGAAAUAUCUUCGUCGGAAGAUGACGGUCCACAUCUACCAAAGCAAGACCGUGCCGAGGAGUCAUCAAGUGGUAAAGCUGAUAAGUCCAUUAAUGCAGCAUCAAUACGUGUUACCAUACGAAAGCAGGAAACUCCCGUAACAUCUUUCAAGCCUUUGCAGUCUGCGGCCCCACCGCCGCCCCCAAUCAUAAAGAAGUAUAAAAGGGCUUCAAGCCGGGGUAAAUGGACUUCUACCAGUGGAGAAGAACAAAAGGAGGACCAAAAGAAACGGGACGAUGUCAUGUUAAAACCAUUUAAUACUGUCCAGCCUGUAAUAAGUGAAAGUGAAAAAAAACUACUAGAACAUCUUAAAGGCAGGUUGAGGAACAAGGGACCCCGUGAUUUGGAGGACCAUAAAGAAUCACAUACAGCAUUUGGAGGUGAAGAAAAGUUAAGGAGAGGGGGGGGCCGUCGUUCUCGUUCCCGUUCUAAACGGGUUAGCCACUCUCGUAGUAUAAGCCGUGGUCGGGAUAGAGAUUGGCGUGAUCGUGACCGGGAUAGAGACCGUGGUCGACGGCGUCGAUCUCGUAGCCGUGGCCGGCACUUUUCUCGUUCGCCCCUAAAAUCCAGCAGAAGAAGUCGAUCUCGAGAGGGUCGAAGCCGUCGCAGCCGUAGCCGAACAGCUGAUCGGAUAGAGCGUCCCGUGAUAAAGCAUUCCGAAUUCCGCCCCCGAACAGUACCCGAACGCAAGCAAACCGAUACUAAGCGAGAGAAGAAAGAUGCGGAGACCAAAGCAAAGCAGGUCAAACCCAGCAGUAAAUGUCUGCCUGGAGGCAAGAAGCUGCCGUUUAUCGGUAAGAUGCCAGUAUUUAAAAAGCAACCCGUUUCGACUUCCAAUUACGAUUGUGCCGCCAUUUAUACUAAUGGCUGCUUAGAUGCACCACCUCCACCACCUCCGCCGAUGUGUGGAACAACGGGACUUGUAGCUUUGCGUCAACCCGCACCGACAGCGGCGCAGAUUCAAAUGGCCAUGAUGGAAGAUGCUUUCGGAAAUGCUCCUCCAUUUCAUCCAGAUGCGGGUAUGGUAGUGGAUUACGACGAGUUAAUGCCAGAUCCUGUUCAGUUCGCCAAUUUAAUGACAAGCUGCCCACCACCUCCUCCGCCCGGAGAAGGCUCUGACGGGGAAACCCAUGGUGCAGACGACAGAGGACUAAAUGAGAAACAAAAAAGUUUUGGAAAGGAAGUCCUACCCCCAGGUAUUGAUGAAGCUGACUCUGAUCUCACAACGCAGACAUUAGAAGCUUCUACAAAACCAAGGGGCAGAGACCUGCCCAAAGACCUUGCUGAGGCACUUGACAUUAUAUUUCCCGGCGAGGGAGCGACACUUGAAGAAACCAAUCAAAGCAGUGAAAAACAAGGUGAACCUCAGACUAUCAUAACUAUCGUUGACGACGAAGCAGUGCUCAGUGAGCAUAAUCUUCAAGACCUGGCAAAGCAGGGAAUUCAUCUCGUAACCAUUGACAAGUCAGAAGUUCCAAAUUCAACUACUCAAGCACCCAAGGAGGAUGAGGAGUUGAAAAUUCUGAAUGGUAAAUCUGAAGCUGCAGCAAACUUAAAACAGAUUGAUGCUGAGGACAUCCCAAUGCCAACUUCCCCUCCAGCAGCUCAAGUGUCAAACGAUUUGGCAAAAAACAACACCACUAAGAAAAACACCGAUAUUUCGAACAUACCACAGCCCCCGGCAUCACCAUCAGACAGUGAGAAGUUGCGGCGUCAAGCGGAGCUCGAUGAGUUGGCUAUGCUAGGAAUCGACAGCAGCGACUUAGCGGCACAAUAUGCGUUGUAAUAAUUGAAUUGACUUGGCUGCAGAAAAGUGAAAACGGAGACGCUGCCUACGUUAACGGAGCGGAGUGGCCAAUAAGAAAUGAAACUGUUUUAGAAUAUAGUUUGACACCGAUGUAAGAGUGAUUGUCACGAAAUUUUUAAUAAAUGCCCAUAUAUUUAUGUAA